AUGAAAAUAUCAGGUGUCUUUCUGCUCCUCUCUCUGGCUCUUUUCUGCUUCUUCUCAGAAGAUAAAGUUUUUUCUUUUUUCUUUUUUUUUUUUUCUUUUUCAGGUGUCUUCAGUCAAGGAGGACAGGUUGAUUGUGGUGAGUUCCGGGACCCCAAGGUCUACUGCACUCGGGAAUCUAACCCACACUGUGGCUCUGAUGGCCAGACAUAUGGCAACAAAUGUGCCUUCUGUAAGGCAGUGGCGAAAAGUGGUGGGAAGAUUAACCUGAAGCAUCAUGGUAAAUGCUGA
Messenger RNA from Orycteropus afer afer, 288 nucleotides. The record is from RefSeq and is a predicted model, not a curated record. NCBI's taxonomy places the organism in Eukaryota, Metazoa, Chordata, Mammalia, Tubulidentata, Orycteropodidae.